This is a messenger RNA of Dendroctonus ponderosae (mountain pine beetle), 1830 nucleotides long. Its product is annotated as aldehyde dehydrogenase, dimeric NADP-preferring. Gene Ontology annotation, cellular component: cytoplasm. Bases 283 to 1770 code for a protein of 495 amino acids. The transcript has 9 exons. The record is from RefSeq and is a predicted model, not a curated record. NCBI's taxonomy places the organism in Eukaryota, Metazoa, Arthropoda, Insecta, Coleoptera, Curculionidae. Gene Ontology annotation, molecular function: aldehyde dehydrogenase (NAD+) activity. Gene Ontology annotation, biological process: aldehyde metabolic process.
GCAAUGUUCAAGGAAACCAGAAAAUUCUUGUUGAAACAAUUUUGUCAAUGUGUUUACGUCAAUUUAGUAUUAUUUUAUAAUUGGCCUUUGAACGUAUUCAAUCUCUAAUAAAUGUAGCGUGAUUUUCAUGACAGAUUCAUUAGUAAUUGGCUGCGAGUGGUGGUGCCAAUAUUUGAAAGAAACGUGUAGAAUUGAAAGAAAAAAUUUGAAAGUUAGCAACAAGUGGAGUUUUUACUGCAUGUUCAAAAACGAAACAUCGCCUUACUUUGCUUUAGAUCCACAAUGUCGAAAGAUCCAGAAACUAUAGUCAAAACCGCCAGAGAAGCUUUCAACUCUGGAAUUACCAAAGAUUAUGGUUUCAGGCUGUCGCAGCUGCGAGGAAUGCAAAAAUUUAUGGAAAACAAUGAAGAAAAUAUCGUGCAAGCCCUGAAACAAGACAACAAAAAGUCCCGGUAUGAAAGCUACCUGAUGGAAAUAGUCCACAUCAAAAAAGCCAUCAGCGCCACAAUAAAAAACUUGAAGCAAUGGAUGGAACCAGAGAAACUUCCAAAACCUUUAUUAUUUAUCACGGAUCAGAUGGAAAUUCACUCUGAACCUUACGGGGUGGUUCUAGUUAUCGGGGCGUGGAAUUAUCCCCUUGUUAUCACCUUGGAACCGUUCAUUGCGGCAAUCGCUGCAGGAAAUUGUGCCGUUCUUAAACCCUCUGAACUUGUUCCUACCUGUGCGAGGCUUUUCGAGGAGCAACUCGGGAAAUAUCUGGACACCAGCUGUUUUCACGUGUAUAAUGGAGGAGUUGCCGAAACAACCGCGUUAUUAGAGCAACGGUUCGACUACAUAUUCUACACUGGGAGUGGAGGAGUGGGCAAGCUUAUUUAUGCUGCUGCCGCCAAGUUUCUGACGCCAGUUACUCUGGAAUUGGGUGGAAAAUGUCCAGUUUAUUUGGACGAUUCUGCAGACCUGGAAAUAGCUGCUAGCAGAAUCAUGUGGGGCAAAUGCAUUAACGUGGGACAAACCUGCGUGGAACCCGAUUAUUUGCUUUGUAGCCAGUUUGUGAGGGACAAAUUCGUGCAAGCAGCUAAAAACGUUAUUAAAAAAUGGUAUGGGGAAAAUAUUGCUCAGAAUGACGUCUAUGGUCGAAUUAUUAAUGACCAACACUUCCAAAGAGUGUCCAAGCUGAUCGAAGGCCACAAGAUUGCACUUGGAGGCAAAACUGAUCCUCAAGACCGUUUCAUUGAACCAACCAUCCUAAUCGACGUUAACCCCGAUGACCCGAUAAUGCAAGAAGAAAUCUUCGGGCCAGUUCUUCCGAUCCUGACUGUGGCUACACCUGAAGAAGCCAUCGAGUUUAUCAAUGCCCGCCCAAAACCGCUGGCUAUUUACGUUUUCAGUUCUAGUCCGAUGGAGCAGCAAAAGUUCAUCAAAGGCACAUCAAGUGGUGGCGUGUGUGUAAAUGAUGUGAUCAUGCAACUUACCUGCGAGGUUUUACCAUUUGGGGGUGUUGGAAGCAGUGGCUUUGGAGCCUACCAUGGACACCAUUCGUUCAAGACGUUUUCGCAUCAAAAAGGUGUACUAAUCAAAAAUCUGAGCAAGCUCGACGAAUACGUUCAACAGUUAAGGUAUCCUCCAUAUACCGAGAAAAAAUUGAACACCGUUAAGAAGCUUUUAGCAAUCAACUUGCCAAUUGUUCCUAGGCUGGAUAUAGGCAAAUUUAGUUUAUUUUUAAUGUUCGUUCUGGUGGCAACGAUAUUCAGUUUUUGUUUCAAAGAGUGAGCCAAUUGCAGAGGAAAAUGUGUUAAAGAGUUUUUGUUAAUAAAUCCACUGUUGUUCAUA